AUGUCCUUUCGAGCUCUACUACGAACGUACUCAUGCCGACGCCAUACCCGUCUGCUCUACCGCAGUCUAGCAACAGCGCCCAACCAUGACCAGUCCGACCCUUGGCUCAUCCGGAACAUCGCACUCCUCGCGCAUAUCGAUUCUGGCAAAACGACGCUUACAGAGUCGAUCCUGCAUGCUUCUGGACAUCUCGCUGCUCCUGGAACGGUAGAUACAGGAAGUACGACGACGGACUUCCUUCCCGCUGAGCGAGAGCGCGGGAUCACUAUCCAGAGCGCGAGUAUUCCGGUUCGGUGGAAAGGAUGGAGUUUUAACCUUGUUGACACACCGGGGCAUGCGGACUUUGGCAUGGAGGUUGAGAGUGCGAGCAGUGUUGUAGAUGGAGCUGUCGUGUUGAUCGAUGCCGUUGAGGGGGUUGAGGGACAGACUAAAGGCGUUUGGGCACAGCUGGACAGGAAUGGCGUUGCUACACGCUUGGUGUUCCUCAACAAGCUCGACCGGGUUGGUGCAUCUCUCCGCGGUUCCCUCCUCUCCCUGCUUGAGCACCGGCUACACCGAACACCGCUACUGGUCUCUCUCCCUCUCGCUUCUGCCUCUUCUCAACACUACCAGCUCGCCGAGCCAGGAAUUACAGGGCUUGUAGACCUCGUAUCCCUCGAAGCGUGGUACUGGGACACCCCCGACACUGAAGCGGGUAACGCCCACCAGAUAACGCUGGACCCGGCCCUGUUGAGCAAAGGACAAGUACAGGCGCCGUUCGAGGAUCCUGAGCAUCCCUUGCUGCAAGAGAUCCUCCCUGCGCGGACAAAACUCAUCGAGAGCCUUGUUGACGGGAGCGAACCGCUCAUGGAUGAACUGAUGCGCCUCUCCGACGACUCAGACCCUGUUUCGCCGUACCUUCGCAUCCCUGGGAGCAGUAUCAUGCCCGCACUGAGGAGCGCUGUCCUCCGGGAAGAGGUGCUUCCCGUGCUUGCUGGAAGCGCAUGGAAGCAUAUCGGCACGCAAAUGCUGAUGAACUUUGUUGGCGAGCUGCUUGCAAGUCCCGUGGAUGUCGAACAAAAGGAAGAAAAGAGGGAGCGAGAGAAGGGGGGGGAAGCGCUGACGAAGGCGGCGCGAGAGGAGGUCAAAGUGAUGGCUUGGAAGGUCGGGUGGGAUAAGAUGAAAGGGUGGAUGACGUUCGUCCGCGUAUACUCGGGUACGCUGACUCGAGGCGCCACGCUUUGGAAUACGACUACAGGAGAGAAGGAGCGCGUGGCGAAGCUGAUGUUGAUCUACGCCGACCAGUCCGUGGAGGUUGACAACCUGCCCUUCGGUUCGAUUGGCGUCGUACUCGGACUCAAGCAUACCCGCACGGGCGACACACUGGUCUCAAAUCUCCGGACUCGGGCGCCUCUGCGCGCCAUCACCCCUCCUCCCUCGGUGAUCUCGGCUAGCGUCGUCCCUGCCACGAGAAACGACACGUUCCCGGUGCUGGAGGCGCUGGCGUCACUCUCGCGCACCGACCCGAGCGUGCGAAUAUCAGAAGAUGAAGAGGAGGCACAGACGCUCGUGCAUGGUCUUGGGGCGCUGCAUCUCGAAAUCGUGGAGUCAAGGUUACGGGACGAGUGGGGUGUCGCAUGCGCGUUCGGGCGGAGGAGGGUGAGCUACCGCGAGGGCUUCUUCGGCCUCGAGCCGCGAAGGGUGGAGGAGCACUGGCAGCGAGAUGCAGGAGGGAAGCGAGUGGGCGCAUUGGUGGUGUUGAACGUGCGCAGUUUGAAAGAGCAGGAAGGAGAGAAAGACGACCCACAGUGGACGGGCAAUGCUGUGGUAUACAACAAUGAGCCGCUCGCCCCACCUGCGCAUGAGAGUUCCAGUCUCGACCCGCUGUUCCAUGUCGCCCAAGGAAUCCAGACUGCGCUUACCGGCUCGCCUCAUUCUUCUCUCCCAGUCAUAGGGCUGCAUAUCACCCUCGAGAGCGUUAAACUCGACUAUGGUUCCCCGCCGUCUGUUGCUGCCUCUGCGGCGUCCUUCGCCCUGCGCAAAGUGCUGAAGGACGCUGGGCGAGGAGAGAUCAGAGAGCCAUAUAUGGCUGUGACGGUGCAUGUAUGCGAGGAGGAUGUAGGGAAGAUAGUGAAAGACUUUGGAGAAAAAGGCGGAGAAGUGCAGGAGCUGGGUGCGAAUGCCGAGGCUGAAGACACUUACCCGACCGAGGGGAUCUACGUCCCUCCUGCAAUCCUUACCCCUUCGGCGAUGCCUAGUGAAGAUGGUCAGGGGACGAUUAGGAUGAAACGAACUGUCCAAGCUGUGGCACCGCUCAGCAAGCUUCUGGACUAUAAUAGCCGGCUGAGAGCGCUCUCUGGAGGACAGGCGUCAUUUGAGAUGGCUGCAGAUGGAUUUAGAACGGUCAAUGAGGCCCGGCGUUUGGAGAUCUUGCGCGAGAUUGGCCGCGCCUACUAGCGAGCGCGGCACGAGAUGGGGGAAGUGAA
This is a messenger RNA of Dacryopinax primogenitus, 2465 nucleotides long. Its product is annotated as translation elongation factor 2. Gene Ontology annotation, molecular function: GTPase activity; GTP binding. The coding region runs from base 1 to 2436 and encodes 811 amino acids. Gene Ontology annotation, biological process: mitochondrial translation; ribosome disassembly. Gene Ontology annotation, cellular component: mitochondrion. The transcript is spliced from 2 exons. Lineage: Eukaryota; Fungi; Basidiomycota; Dacrymycetes; Dacrymycetales; Dacrymycetaceae. The record is from RefSeq and is a predicted model, not a curated record.